CUUUGACCAGUGAUGAUUGCAUUAGAAUAUCUUUGUUGGGCAUGCCGAGUGAGACUUAAACAUGCUUGUAAUUUGUAGCUCUUUGAAAGAUCAAGAAGUUCGUUUUUUUGUUUUCUGUUUCUGAGAAAGAAGGACAAACAAUUAAGGAAAUUAACAAGAGAUUGAAAUAGUAGUUGAUUUUAUAGAAUUUGAUGUCAAAAUUUUGAGAAGAAGGAUCAGAGAGACCGUAGAAGGUUGGUUUUAGAAAUGAGAAGUGAAGAGGUUGUGUUGUCGUUCUCCUUUCUUUUUCUCUGGCUGUCGAUAUGCUUCGAAAUAUGUUAUGGAAGAGAUACUCUGAAGGUUAACCAGAAGAUAACCCAGGACUCCGAAGGAAACCUUUUUUCAUCAAACGCCACAUUUGAGCUGGGCUUCUUCUCUCCCGGUGAGGAAAGUGGAGAGAAAAGAUACCUGGGGAUAUGGUAUCACGGCUUGGAACCACAAACAGUGGUGUGGGUUGCCAACAGAGAUCAUCCCGUUGCAGAUUCCAGUGGAGUUUUUCGAAUUGCGGAGGAUGGAAAUCUCGUGGUAGAAGAUGCAUCAUCCAAAACCCACUGGUCCUCCAAACUUGAAGCUAACUCGUCCGCCAACAAAACACUGAAGCUCCUAGAUUCGGGGAAUCUAGUACUAAUACAGGAUGACUCUGAAACCACAUAUCUGUGGCAAAGCUUCCAAAACCCAACAGACACGUUUCUUCCCGGCAUGAAAAUGGAUGCGACUUUGUCGUUGACUUCUUGGAGAGACUCCGCUGACCCAGCACCUGGGAACUUCACUUUCAAAAUGACUCAAAAGGCUGAGAAACAACGCUUCGUUGUGCAAUAUCAUUCACACAUCUACUGGGCACCUUAUGAACUUGGCACAGAAGCGGCUUCCCAGAAGGUAUUUGAUUUGUUGCACAACACCACCUGGAAUAGUACAACGUACAAAUAUUCUAACAAAACAGUCUUCGUAUCAAAGCCUUACAUGUACAAUAAGUCAAGGCUGGUAAUGAGUUAUAGCGGGGAGAUAGUGUUUCUGAAGUGGGACGAGAAACCAUUACAAUGGAAUAAGAAAUGGUUUGGACCAGAGGACAAGUGUGACAUAUAUGAUUAUUGCGGGAGCUUCGGCAUAUGUAACAGAGAUAACCUUCGGUGCAAAUGUUUGCCAGGAUUCAGUUCUGUUCAAGGUUUGCAUUCUGAUCGAGAAUCGGAGUCCCAAGGAUGUGAGAGAAAAUCAAAGCCGUGUAACAGUACGAACGAGGACGUGUGGUUCCUGAACUUAACCAAUAUAAAAGUGGGGAACUCAGACCAAGAAAUUUAUACUCAAACAGAAGCAGAAUGUCAAUCCAUGUGCAUCAACAUGUGUCCCGAACCACAGUGCCAGGCAUAUUCAUUUAAUACUUCUACGUAUGGUGACCGUAGUUCAUACUCCUGCUAUAUCUGGACGGAGCCUUUAACUUCUCUUGUUGAGAACAACCCGCGCGGUCGUGAUCUUUCUAUCUUGGUUAAGAAAUCAGACAUAGCACCAACUGCUAAAUCCUGUGAACCUUGCGGCACAUAUGCGAUUCCUUAUCCCCUGAGCACUGGGCCAAACUGCGGCGACCCCAUGUACCACAACUUCAAUUGCAACAAAUCCUCCGGCAUAGUUAGCUUCAUGAUGCCCGGAGGAAAAUCAUACCCAGUUACUUGGAUUGAUGAAGCUACCAGAAUUUUUUCCAUUCAAACAGGCGAAUUCUAUGCUUUUAAUUCCAUUUUCAGCAAUCAAAAUAGCACUGAUUUUCCGUUUACUAGAACCGAGUUCUUUGAAGAUACCGAAGUAAUAAUCACUUGGCUACCUCCGCGAGAACCGCCGUGUACUACGCUUAUAGAUUGCAUGAAUUGGCCACAUUCGACAUGCAGAACAGGGGAAGGUGCAAGUAGGUGCUAUUGUGAUUCAAACUAUAAUUGGAAUAAAACAAUUAUGAGCUGCACCCGAGAAGAACCAUCAGGAAAAAUGGAAUUGAUUCUUUUAGCUACUCUUUGUUCUCUGGCUGCUAUGACAUGCAUCAUAGCAUUUGGCAUUGUGUGGAGAAAGAAAAAAACCCGUAAACUUGAUGGAGCAAGCACCCGAAUUCAGGAGAGCUUGUAUGAGAGUGAAAGACACGUGAAAGGUUUGAUUGGCUUAGGAAGUUUAGAAGAAAAAGACAUCGAAGGCAUUGAAGUGCCUUUUUACACUUUUGCAAGCAUUCUCGCAGCUACCGAUAAUUUCUCAGAUUCUAACAAGCUUGGAAGAGGAGGUUACGGACCUGUUUAUAAGGGAACUUUUCCUGGAGGUCAAGAAAUAGCUGUGAAGAGACUUUCAAGUGUUUCCACUCAAGGCCUGCAAGAAUUCAAGAAUGAGGUUAUUUUGAUUGCCAAACUUCAACAUCGGAACCUUGUUAGACUGAGGGGCUACUGCAUAAAAGGAGAUGAAAAAAUUUUACUCUAUGAAUACAUGCCAAAUAAGAGCUUGGACUCAUUUAUAUUUGACCGUAGUCGAACUAUACUCUUGGAUUGGCCAAUGCGGUUUGAGAUAAUUGUAGGCAUUGCACGAGGCAUGCUAUACCUUCAUCAAGACUCUAGAUUGAGAGUGAUUCAUAGAGACCUGAAAACCAGCAACGUUCUCCUUGACGAGGAAAUGAAUCCAAAGAUAUCAGACUUUGGUCUUGCCAAAAUAUUUGGAGGAAAAGAAACCGAAGCAAGUACAGAGAGAGUGAUGGGAACCUACGGAUACAUGGCUCCAGAGUAUGCUUUGGAUGGACUUUUUUCAGUGAAAUCUGAUGUUUUCAGCUUUGGGGUGGUUCUGUUGGAGAUUCUUAGCGGAAAAAGGAACACAGGAUUCUAUGAGUCCAAACAAAUUUCCAGCCUUUUGGGUUAUGCAUGGAAGUUAUGGUCAGAGAAGAAGUUACUUGAUUUAAUGGAUCCUAGCCUUGGUGAAACAUGCAACGAAAAUCAAUUCUUCAAGUGUGCAGUUGUUGGGCUACUAUGCAUACAAGAUGAACCAAGUGAUCGACCAACUAUGUCAAAUGUUUUGUACAUGCUUGACACAGAGACAACAAGCAUGCCAAUUCCCACACAGCCAACAUUUUUUAUGAACAAGCGUUAUUCUAGCUUAGCUUUGUCUUCUAGCAAACCAGCGACAAGUCUGCAAUUUGACAGCAGUUAUAAUCAUGGCCGAUAAGUGAUCAAAGCUUAAGAUUUAAUACAUGAAAACUAUAUCUUUUUAUUUUAGUUGUAUUUUAUAACGAAUUAGGGUUAUUGGUAUCAUGAAAACUAUAUCACGAAUUAGGUGCAGAACAAGGAUUACAUUUAAUAUUCUCUUUUA
Messenger RNA from Vigna unguiculata (cowpea), 3357 nucleotides. Its product is annotated as G-type lectin S-receptor-like serine/threonine-protein kinase At4g03230. Gene Ontology annotation, molecular function: protein serine/threonine kinase activity; ATP binding. Lineage: Eukaryota; Viridiplantae; Streptophyta; Magnoliopsida; Fabales; Fabaceae. Gene Ontology annotation, cellular component: plasma membrane. Gene Ontology annotation, biological process: recognition of pollen; protein phosphorylation. The record is from RefSeq and is a predicted model, not a curated record.